AUGCCACCAAAUGGAACUUCAACCCAAGCAACAGAUGACAUGGGGAAAGGAAUUCAAUCGCCAGAAUCAGAAUGCACACCGGACUCACCAGAAACAAACACCUCAUCCAGUGGAAGAUCAUCACCUCCACUUUCCCAGUUGAAUCAGGCCAGAGAGAAAAACGAGAAACUGCACGAUAUGCAAGUGAAACUCAUGAGAAAGAAAAAUAAAUGGAAGCUGAAAAAGGAACUACUUGAAGAAAUACUUGCCGGGAUGAAACACACCGAAAGUUGCCUACAGGAGACCUGCAAGCACAUCAUGAAGAAUAACGAUUUGUGGGCAGAUCUUGAUAACGACAUCUUCAUUUGUAACACAAAUGGCCAAAUUGAGAAUCGACUGUCAGAAACGAAAUACACCACACAUCUAGGCAAUGUCAAACAGGAAAUAAAUAUCAAUCAUCUUAAUAAUAAUGAAGAAGAAGUACAAGAUAAUCCACUUCACGAUUUUGAUUUGAAAACGUAUUUAAAGUAUGAUGUUGACGCUGCCUGUCUUUUUGAUUCACACCCGUUUACAACGAGCCCUGAUGCUCGCAGCUAUGAAUAUUUAUCAGCAGAUACAAGUGACGACAACAACAAAUUGCCUUUAUCGGCGCACAUUGAGGACUACUCCGAUCGUAAAUUCGAUGCCACAUACCAGGUACAACAAUACAGGCACAGACGUGUAAAACGGCAGCAGGCGUGUAUAAUAAAGCAGAAAUUGGAAACAAACAUUGCUGGU
Messenger RNA from Candidula unifasciata, 756 nucleotides. The record is from the annotation of a GenBank genome assembly. Lineage: Eukaryota; Metazoa; Mollusca; Gastropoda; Stylommatophora; Geomitridae.